AUGAGAGGACUUAUACUAUUUAUCAUCUUAGCCAUCUUUUUCAAACAUCUUCAUGUACUCGCUUCUUCGGAUGAACGAGAUGAGAAGCCAGCAGAAGAACAACAUAAAAUCAUUAAUGAUUCAUUAAGUCAAUUAAAUCAUGUUUUAGCUGAAGGUAGAAGAAGACAAGCAAAUCAUGCAAAUAUUGGAAAGACAAGUGAAAAGAAUGCUGAAGUAGCACUGAAAAAGAUCAAUGCACUAGGUGAAGAAAUGAAAGAAAUAAAAGAAAAAUAUGAUAAACAUAUUGAUAAAUGGACAGCAGAAGGACCGAGUAAGAAUGCUGCAGUACCCAAUAAAGGUGAAAGACCGUUACAUCUAACCGCAAGUCAUAGUAUGCGAGAAGCAAGACAACUUCAUAAACACUGGAUUGACAGCUCAAAUUGGCCUUCACCGAAAUGGAGUAAAGAUCGUAUCGCUCAUCAACAUGCUUCUGCAAAAGAAGUUUCAAGUAUUGCAAUUUCGCAAAUGCACACAUCACAAGUAAAAGAAAAGAAACGUAGAGCAUCUAUUAGCUAG
Molecule: messenger RNA, 555 nt
Organism: Meira miltonrushii
Lineage: Eukaryota; Fungi; Basidiomycota; Exobasidiomycetes; Exobasidiales; Brachybasidiaceae
Exons: 1
Coding region: 1-555 (184 amino acids)
Source: RefSeq, a predicted model, not a curated record